This is a messenger RNA of Rhincodon typus (whale shark), 1685 nucleotides long. RefSeq names its product endophilin-A1-like. NCBI's taxonomy places the organism in Eukaryota, Metazoa, Chordata, Chondrichthyes, Orectolobiformes, Rhincodontidae. Gene Ontology annotation, cellular component: presynapse; cytoplasm; glutamatergic synapse. Bases 251 to 1195 code for a protein of 314 amino acids. The transcript is spliced from 10 exons. Gene Ontology annotation, molecular function: protein binding. Gene Ontology annotation, biological process: synaptic vesicle uncoating. The record is from RefSeq and is a predicted model, not a curated record.
GAAUCAUGUCUGUGGCAGGACUGAAGAAACAAUUCCACAAGGCUACUCAGAUUUAUUAUAGUCAUCUCUAUGAAGCAGAGGUAAUCACAGGUGACUUUAAAAAUCUGACCUACAAGCCACAAUUCACAGAGAAUCCAGGAUCCCAUAGGCAACACAAAAGCAUGGGACUGAUUUUAUCUCACCUUGAACUCGUGUCAGUGAGAAGGUUGGUGGUGCAGAAGGGACCAAACUCGAUGAUGACUUCAAAGAAAUGGAAAAAAAGGUGGAUGUUACUAGUCGAGCAGUGAUGGAAAUAAUGACCAAAACAACAGAAUAUCUACAGCCCAAUCCAGCUUCCAGAGCAAAACUGACAAUGAUCAACACAAUGUCAAAGAUUCGAGGGCAGGAGAAAGGACCGGGUUACCCCCAGGCUGAGGGGCUCCUAGGGGAGAGUAUGAUCAAGUUUGGAAAAGAACUCGGUGAUGAAUCCAAUUUUGGUCAGGCACUGAUGGAUAGUGGUGAAGCUAUGAAGCAGCUUGCUGAGGUGAAAGAUGCUCUUGAUAUGGAAGUAAAACAAAACUUCAUUGAUCCUCUACAGAACCUACAUGAUAAAGACCUGAAAGAAAUACAGCAUCAUCUGAAGAAAUUGGAGGGGCGGAGAUUAGAUUUUGACUACAAGAAGAAGAGGCAAGGGAAGAUUCCAGAAGAGGAGAUUCGACAGGCACUGGAGAAAUUUGAUGAAUCAAAGGAAAUUGCAGAAUCAAGCAUGUUUAACCUGCUGGAGAGUGAUAUUGAGCAAGUGAGCCAGCUUUCAGCACUAGUGCAAGCUCAGUUAGAAUAUCACAGACAGGCUGCACAGAUUUACCAGGAACUCUCAGUGCAGCUGGAGCAGCGAGUGAAGGAAGCGACUGCCUGUCCUCGAAGGGAAUAUAAACCAAAGCCCCGUUUGACCUAUGAAUUUGCAGAUGACACUCAACAGAAUGGUGGACUGACUCACAGUGGGCAAAAGACACCAGGCACGCCGCUAGAUCAGCCAUGCUGCAGGGCUGCGUAUGAUUUUGAACCGGAGAAUGAAGGCGAGCUGGGAUUUAAGGAGGGAGAUGUCAUCACGCUCACCAAUCAAAUUGAUGACAACUGGUAUGAAGGGAUGCUCCAUGGACAGUCAGGGUUUUUUCCCAUCAAUUAUGUUCAAGUGUUAGUUCCAUUACCACACUAGAGUGACUGCUGUAACUCGACUUGUCAUUAUAUUUGUGCCACAGAUGAAGGUGGUUCAGUUUGUGAGAUUGUCUGAUGCAGUGACACUGUUUAUCAACAACUCCAUUGAUGUAAAGUCUUCAGUUUACAUGUAUUAUAAUCCCUAACUCGGUUGCAUCUAUAGUAAAUGUAGACAGAAAUGUUGCUGAUUCCAUCAUCAGUGCGAACUAGAAGAUGUCGUCAUGCUAAGCAACACACAAUCAAGUUGUGGGUAUAAUCUGUGAAAGCUUUUCUCCUGUUUUCUGGUCUAUUAUGUCAAAGUGGAUAGUGCUGCACCUAGCUUUCCUUAUUUUUGUAACAGUCAUAAAGCUGUACAGCUUGGUUCUGGAGAAUAUAUUUAUCUAAAUGUAAAAAAAAAGAGAGUAUAUGUGUUAUAUGAAUUGUUUUUCCUCCUAUCUGUGCUGGAUCCAAGAAUACACAGAGUAAAACGUUGGAUUGCUUAAUGUGGUGAA